UCGAUUUUGGACGAAAUGUCCAAUUUUAUGCGAAUUUCGAUAAGAAAGUCCAAAGUCGAUGCUCAAAGCCGGCGAAUUUUGCACCUCUUCUCUUCUGAGUUCUCAGCGUUCCUGAACACAUUUGUGGGAAAUCCUUCCCACUCGUAUCACACUGUCUCUCCUUCAAGCUUGCUCUGGGUUGGGUCAAGGUGUCGCCAUUUUUCGCAUUCUGUCCCCCAAGAAAAUAUUCUGAUUUCUCGGGGUAGAUUUGUAGAGAAUAUUAUCCCCUUUUGUGGUUCAAAUUCUCUUCGAAACACCAAUUUCUCUCAUCGGAGUCACCGGGCUCCGGUCUUUGCCUCACAGAUUCGCUUCUGGGGUUCCCAAACGCUUUCAGAACAGUCAACCUCAGAUGGGCUAACGGUGGACGGGAUUCUAGCGAACAAUUGGGCGAUUCUAGACGAGAACGAGGGUGAUUGGAAGAGUCAUGCAGCUGCGGUAGCUCAGUCUAUUCAUUUGAUUAAACGGCGUCUACAGUGGAGAAAAUUGAUGGUCAGGUUGUAUUUCUUAUCUGCCGAGCUUAAUAAGCAAGACCUUUGGGAUGAUCCUGUGCAUGCAAGUAAAAUAAGCCGUGAGCAUGGUUCGCUCAUAGGAAAAAUGAAAGAGGUGAACGCAUUGGAGCAAGAACUACUAGAGAAUAUUGACAUGAUAAAACUUGCCAGAGAGGAGAAUGAUGAAGAUUUGGAAUCGGAAUCAAUGAAAGCGCUUCUUAAAAUGAGAAGAAAUUCAAAAGAAAAGGAGCUCGAGGCAUUGCUUGCUGGGGAGCAGGAUUUAUGCUCUUGUUACAUUGAGGUUCAGGCUGGAGCUGGUGGUACUGAGAGUAUGGACUGGGCUGCAAUGGUCAUGCAGAUGUACAAGUUUUGGGCCCAGGGACGUGGAUACAAAGUAACUGUAGUGGAAGAAAUGCCUGGUGAGAUUGCAGGAAUCAAGCGAGCGACAAUUAAAGUAGAUGGUGAUUAUGCCUUUGGAUAUGCCAAAGCAGAAGUAGGAGUGCAUAGGCUGGUGCGAAUAUCACCUUUUGACAGCAAUAAGCGACGGCAUACUUCUUUUGCUGCUGUAGCAGUGACCCCAAUCCUGGGUGAUGCAUCUGCUCAUGUGCAAAUUAAUGAAUCUGAUCUUCGAAUUGAACGGUUUCGUUCUGGGGGACCUGGUGGUCAGCAUGCUAACACAACAGAAAGUGCUGUAAGAAUAGUUCAUAUUCCUACAGGAAUUACUGCUGUUUGUCAGAAUGAAAGGUCACAACAUCAGAAUAAGGCUUCAGCAAUGGCUGUGCUUCAAUCUCGGUUAGAUCAACUGGAGAUGGCACGCCAGGCACAGUUGAAUGCUCAGCAUACCCAAUCUCUCACUGAUAUAACUUGGGGCAGCCAGAUACGCAGUUAUGUGCUCCAUCCUUAUCGCAUGGUGAAAGAUCUUAGGACUAAUUAUGAGGUUUCUGAUCCCGAUUCUGUGCUUGAGGGGGACCUUGAUGGUUUCAUUUUGAGCUAUUUAUCAGCCUGCUUGGAUAAAGACGAGGAUGGUGCCUGAAUCGAGUUCCUUCAUUUUGGUGACACCGUCUGCCUUUGUGCAUUUAGUGUUGAAACGUGUUAUGAUUGCGCAUUUUCUGAGAUGGAGAUUUCAGUUGACCUCGGGUUAUCACAUGACGUAGCGGACAAGGAGCAAGCGUUUUUCUUGGUACUUGCCCUGACUUUUUCCCGACACAAAUACUUGCCCUAAUUUUACUUAUUCAUAAAUGAAUAAAAGCAUCCACCUUUCUUUAUGAAAGGUUUACAAGAGUCCGCGACUUCCAGCUUUCCUAAUGUUGUAUCUGCCAAGUUUAAAAGCUUGUUUAUUUCACUCAAAAAUAAAAAAAAAGCUUGUUUACUA
Neltuma alba is the source of this 1899-nucleotide messenger RNA. Its product is annotated as peptide chain release factor PrfB2, chloroplastic. Bases 16 to 1560 code for a protein of 514 amino acids. Gene Ontology annotation, biological process: translational termination. Gene Ontology annotation, cellular component: cytoplasm. Gene Ontology annotation, molecular function: translation release factor activity, codon specific. The record is from RefSeq and is a predicted model, not a curated record. The transcript is spliced from 7 exons. NCBI's taxonomy places the organism in Eukaryota, Viridiplantae, Streptophyta, Magnoliopsida, Fabales, Fabaceae.